GUCGGAACUGGCGCUGGACAGCAUCGGGUCUUGAGGUCUCUGGUUUCCUUGGCUUCUCGUAAUCACCGCUCGGCGGAGGCAAUCACAGCAGCGCUGCGCACGGAGGCCUCCUACCAUCCUUUCCUAUGUAUUCUCACCACAGAACAUGCUGGCUGCUCGUCGUGCUGCUCGCUAGCCUCAUCUCCGUCUCAGCGUUAAGCGCGCCUGCAAGACCUCUGAGGAGGGUAUCCCACCCAUCUACCCUUUCCAUCGACAUCCUACCACGACGAGUAUCGUCGUAUAGCUAUGGAAAGCGGUCAUUUCCCGUGGACUCGCCCGUCCUCCGCCACUCGGACUCGUUCCGGUUGACCCUGACCGCGUUCGACGAGACAUUCUACCUCCACCUCCGCCCGAAUGACCACCUCAUCCAUCCCGCCGCUCGCAUCAACUACUACACCACCACCCCUGACGGGCAGUCGGUCCUUUCGCGGACAGAGCCAAUUCGCCGCGAGUCUGUGCGGGCGUACUGGGGCGAGGUGAUCCCUGAGCAUGCCUCCCCCGACAGGCUGCGCGAGGAUACCGCAGGUGUGCUUCCCCGUCCAUCAGGUCAGACCGAACUCGGAUGGGCGCGCAUCACCGUGUACGACCAAGGGGACACCACGAAACCGCCCGUGUUCGAAGGCGCAUUCUCAGUGCAUGGCGUCGUUCACCAUGUUAUGACCAAGGACAACUACUUGCGCACCAAGCAUGGCCUCGACCCUCACAUCCAGGUCUCGCAAGACGACCCUGACUCGAACCUCGUUAUCUGGCGCGACUCCGAUGUCAUGUCCGCCCAUGAGCACACGGCCGCUGCGCAUAGCGGAGGCCUGGGACUCGCCACGCCCGUUGCCGAAUCGUGUGGGCAUGACAAGAUGGAUUUCAAUACUGAUGAUCAGCGCUUGCGCAGGCCAGAUCCUCCUGCCUACACGCCUUGGUACGACGCGUUUGGAUUCCUUCGCUCUGCGAACUUUACCAAGCGAGACGAUGUCGCGGGGGGCGGAAUGGGUAUGGACUUCUCUGGUACCAUAGGCCAGACCGCAGGCUGUCCAACCUCGCAACGGAUCGUAUAUAUGGGCGUUGCUGCCGACUGCGAGUAUACGGCCAAGUACGGCACACCGUCCAACGCCACACAGCAGAUUAUCACCAACUGGAACACUGCAAGUGCGUUAUACAAGUCCACAUUUAACGUCAGCCUGGGAAUCAUCGAGAUUCAGGCGCACGACGCCGAAUGCCCAACUACCGCUGAUCCUGCGGCACCGUGGAACGUUGCCUGUUCAGAGAGCGUCACGUUGAAUGAUCGUCUGUCCAUCUUCUCGCAAUGGCGUGGUGACAAGGGCGACGACAGCGCCGGCCUCUGGCACCUGAUGAGCGGGUGCCCGACCGGCUCAGAGGUCGGCAUCGCCUGGCUCAUGACGCUGUGCCAACAAGCAGCCUCGGGUAGCUCGCCAUCGGUCGUAUCCGGGACAGCGGUCUCCACGGCCGGACGUACUGAAUGGCAGGUCGUCGCGCACGAGAUUGGACAUAAUUUCGGUGCUAUUCACGAUUGCGCUGAUGGCUGUUCGUGCUCCGGAGGCUGCAAGACGAGCGGCGUCAGCUGCUGUCCGAGCAGCGUAGCAUCUUGUGAUGCCAACUCGCAGUUCAUCAUGAGCCCUGUCGCAGAAACCGGCGAAAUGAACUUCUCGCCCUGCAGUAUCGGCAACAUUUGCUCCCUCAUGACUAGCGCGAACAUGAACACCACCUGCCUGAUCGACCCCAACGCUCCCACAUCCCUCACCACCAGCAAGCCGCUGAUCACGCUGAAGAUGUGCGGCAACGGCAUCGUCGAGUCUGGGGAGGAUUGCGACCCGGGCUUGGACUCCAACUCGACCUGCUGCGACGCGACGACUUGCAAGUUCAAGAACAACGCGGUGUGCGACCCGGACAGCAGCGCGUGCUGUACGGAUCAGUGCGCGUUCGCGCCUACGACACAAGUCUGCCGUCCUAGCAAGGACAAUCAGUGCGACACGGCGGAGACGUGUACGGGCAAGAGUUCGGCGUGCCCCGCGGACGUAAUUACGCCCAAUGGCCAAAGCUGUGGCUCGGGGCUUGCGUGUGCGAGCGGAGAGUGCACAUCACUCGACCAACAAUGUCAGCUCGUGGGCGCCUCGAUGGGACUUCAGAAGGCUUGUCCAGCCAACGACGACAAGUCUUGCCAGGUAUCAUGUCAAGACCCCACCGAUUCCAGCCGAUGCGUUGUUCUGCAGUCCGCGCUUAUCGAUGGCUCCCCAUGCGGCUACGGUGGGAUGUGCUACUCGGGUACAUGUAAACCCGGGAGUUGGUGGGACACCUUCAAGUCUUGGUAUGUGCACAACCUCCAGAUCGCCAUCCCGGUCACGGUCGUGGUCGGCAUCAUCGUCCUAGUCAUCAUAUGGGCAAUCUCUCGCUGUAUCUUCCGCUCGUGUCGCUCAAAACCCAAAUCGGUGGAACGGCUGCCAAGUUAUCCUGGCACACCGCCGAUGAACUUCAACCCUGGAGCCAUGGUCGCCCAGCCGAUGUACGGUCCAAACGCGCCCGUCGGCGCAGGUGCCGGCGCACCCAGGUCACGGCGACACGGUCCUAACAAAUCGCACGAGCGGCAGGGCUCUAUCAUGCCCAUCCAGAGCCCACCAGACCGCAGCAGCGUUCCGUUAGGCUCGCACCGCUCCUCACGGAGUACGAGCCAUUACGCACCGCAGUUCCCGAUGGAGUCCAGCAGGAAUAGCCACUCGAACUGGGUAGACCCUACACGUUACAACGGGCCUCCGCCCGUCAGUUAGCCGCACGGAUCUAGGUACUUAUUCAGGGUAUGGUAUUGGAGACCGUGUUUCGUACGCAGGACGCUCUCGCUAGUAUAUGUUCCGUUCUCGUUUCGCUCUACUGUCGCCCAGCCGGAUGGAGUUCGCUGCAGUCGUCCAUGUACUAUCUCAGAACCCUACAGCCUCUUAGCGGAAAUUUAUCACUGGGA
This is a messenger RNA of Trametes versicolor FP-101664 SS1, 3001 nucleotides long. RefSeq lists its product as uncharacterized. Bases 126 to 2813 code for a protein of 895 amino acids. The record is from RefSeq and is a predicted model, not a curated record. Gene Ontology annotation, molecular function: metalloendopeptidase activity. NCBI's taxonomy places the organism in Eukaryota, Fungi, Basidiomycota, Agaricomycetes, Polyporales, Polyporaceae. The transcript is spliced from 13 exons. Gene Ontology annotation, biological process: proteolysis.